AUGCUUGCCCAGUUAUCCAGCUCCGUUGUGUCGAGACUUCUCAGUACACUCCUCGUCGAAGAAGCGAUUUAUCCGGCGAGAAAUUCCGGCACUGCUCCGUGCCGGAAAGUUUGUGAAGUAGAUGAUGUUGAUGAUGAUGGGUUCACUGAGUUCUUUGACGCUUUUGAUGAAGAGAGCCCAGAGCCUAAGUUUGUGUUCAAAUUUGAGUACCAAACUAGUGAGAUAUUAAAAACACUUGAGAAAUAUGAUCAAGUUGGUCACUAUGUAGCUUUGCAAGCCCAAAGUAAUAGUACUAGGCAAAAUGGGUCUGCUGAGAAAUCAAAUUGUGAGUGUGUAGAGGCAGCUAAUGUUGAUGAAAUGAAGAUUUCAUUAGAUUCUGAUGAAGCAAAAUGUGGGUCCAUUGAGGGUUUGGACCGGGUUGUUGGAGAAGGAGAUGUUCAUGUGGAGAAAGGUGGUGAGGGUUUUGGAGAUGGUGCAUUUGAGGAAGAGGGGGUUGAGAAGAAAAUAGUGAUUGAAGAAGUGGUAGAUGUUAGUAAUGAAGUAAAUGUUGGUUCCAUUGUGAAUGAAGUGAGUAAUGUUACUGAGGAAGUGUCACAUUCGGAUGAGAUGAGUGGUGAUGAGACAGUGGCUACUAGUGAUGAAGAUGAGUUGGUUUCCGAGGAGGAGUUUGUUGGUUCGGAGUUUAGUUCUGGUUCGAUAUGUUCAAGCCAUGAUGAUGAUGAUGAUGAUGAUGAUGAUGAAGAACUAGUUUCUUUGGAAGAGAUUGGAUUGAACAAGCCUGAUGGUUUUGAUGAAGAGGAUAGUGAUAUAUUGGAACAGUAUAGAGAACUAGAAGAGUUGUGUAGGGCUGAGGAGCAAAACUCGACAAGGUCCAAACUCCAAGGAGAGGAAAAGCUAGUGCAUGAUCAUAAUGGUUCCGACGAUUCAGACACAAUGGAGGUUUUGUGGGAACAUCAAGAGUUGAUAGAUCAAUCGAAAGUGGAGCUCAAGAGAGUCAGAGCAACUGGUCUGCCUACAAUUUUUGAAGAAUCCGAGUAUGUCAAUAUGGAUGACUUGAAGCCACUCAAGAUUCAUGAGAAAUACCAACAUGCUGUACCUCCGAGCGAACAGUAUAGGGCUCUAAUGCGCGAGUUUGAUAAAAAGAUAACUGUAAUAGGUGUUCUGCAGUCCAAGGGAUCUUUGAAAUUGCUUUUGAGCCACAAAUCUUCAACUCCGGCCAUCAAAUCCUUUCUUUCCAACUUGAGGCUUUGUAGACCCAAAAUAGAUUGUGAUCCAAUUGUUAAGAUCAUUAAGGAAGUGCAGAGUCAAUUGGAAAUGGUCUAUGUUGGGCAGUUGUGCCUUUCUUGGGAGUUCCUAGAAUGGCAAUAUGAGAAGGCCUUGGAGCUACUGAAAUCGGCCCCUGAUCGAAUACAUUCAUACAACGAAGUUGCAGAAGAAUUUCAACAGUUUCAAGUGCUCCUACAACGAUUUAUUGAGGAUGAACAAUUUCAAGGGUCAAGGGUCGAAAACUAUGUUAAAAGUCGAUCUGCUAUGCAUAAGUUUCUGCAAGUUCCGGAAAUCAGAGAGGAUAAAUGCAAGGAAGGAAAGAAAGGCAGUGAAAUUACCACUGACAUUGUCGAGAUGUUGAGAGAAUCAGUAAGGACCAUGUGGCGAUUCAUCCGAGCUGAUAAAAAUGCAAACAUAACUACUGCUUGUCGAAAAAGAUCACUGGAUGAUUGCUUGGAUCCAAAUCUUUUUGUAGAAGUUCAAGCAGAUCUUGGGGAGAAACAAAGGAUGCUUAAGGAGCUAAAGAGGAGUCAGAACCCGAUCCUGAAGAGAUUCCAAAAGCAUGAAGAAGAAAAAGAAGAGGAAGAGAGCGCAGAUGAUGGGCACCUUAACUUCUUUUCUGAAGUGAACAUCAGAUUAGUAUCCAGGGUUUUGAACAUGUCAACUAUAAAACAGCAUCAACUAGAGUGGUGUCAAAGAAAGUUAAGCAAGAUACACUGUGUGAAGCGCAAGGUUCAUAUGUAG
Messenger RNA from Argentina anserina (silverweed cinquefoil), 2010 nucleotides. RefSeq lists its product as uncharacterized. The record is from RefSeq and is a predicted model, not a curated record. Lineage: Eukaryota; Viridiplantae; Streptophyta; Magnoliopsida; Rosales; Rosaceae. The transcript has a single exon. The coding region runs from base 1 to 2010 and encodes 669 amino acids.